Messenger RNA from Aspergillus aculeatinus CBS 121060, 2938 nucleotides. RefSeq names its product mannose-ethanolamine phosphotransferase LAS21 (gene las21). The transcript is spliced from 6 exons. Gene Ontology annotation, cellular component: endoplasmic reticulum membrane. Gene Ontology annotation, biological process: GPI anchor biosynthetic process. NCBI's taxonomy places the organism in Eukaryota, Fungi, Ascomycota, Eurotiomycetes, Eurotiales, Aspergillaceae. Bases 150 to 2792 code for a protein of 880 amino acids. The record is from RefSeq and is a predicted model, not a curated record.
CUUCCACGAGGAAUGACAUGGAGGCUACUUAGUCACAAACAUCGCAGUACUUUCUCUUCAGUUAGAUCUAAAUCGAGACGCGACAGGUCCUGUGCGUGGCUCAACUAUUUCCCGGCUCCGGUGCGUCUGGAUUUGCCAGUGCAGUGAGGAUGGCUGUUGUGUCAGGACUUUCGGCGAUACUGAUCGCCAAUGUACUGAUACCCCUAGCUAUCGCAAUCUUCUCAUCCGGAUUUUUCCCAUACAAGCCACUGGUUUCAGGGCUCGCAAAAUGCGAAGAUCUCGAGCAAUAUGUUAAGCCGCCCUUUGACAAGGUUAUCUUCAUGGUGGUCGAUGCUUUGCGAAGUGAUUUUGUGUAUUCGAACGCGUCAGGAUUUACAUUCACACAGAGUCUCAUUCGGUCAGGGGCUGCGCUUCCAUUCACUGCACACGCCAGUUCUCCCACUGUCACCAUGCCCCGUCUCAAAGCUAUGACUACAGGGUCUACUCCGUCAUUUUUAGACGUUAUAUUUAACAUCGCGGAGUCAGAUACGUCAACAACACUAGCAUUUCAAGAUACUUGGCUUGCCCAACUGAGGGCAAGAGGUGACCGCCUCGUGAUGUAUGGUGAUGACACCUGGCUCAAGCUAUUUCCUGGCAUGUUUGACCGUUCAGAUGGCACUACUAGCUUCUAUGUCUCAGUGAGUAGACAAUCUACAAUCUUUCUGGUGUAUCUUCGAUACCAAGUUAAACCCACACUGCAGGAUUUCACUGAGGUUGACCAUAAUGUGACUCGGCAUGUACCCAGUGAGCUCCUUCAAGACGACUGGUCUGCCUUCAUAAUGCAUUUCCUCGGCCUCGACCAUAUUGGGCAUAAAUUGGGCCCUCAGAGUUCACAUAUGCUCAGAAAGCAGCGUGAAAUGGACUCGGUGAUAGGCGAGUUAUAUGCUAGCAUCGAGCGGGAAGGACACCUUCAAUCAACCCUCUUAGUACUGUGUGGUGAUCACGGAAUGAACGAUGCCGGUAAUCAUGGUGGCUCAUCUUCUGGUGAGACGUCACCGGCACUUCUAUUCAUAUCGCCAUUGUUCAAGACUAUGGGAGGGCCCCGCCAUCAAGCUCCGAUAGACAUUCCCGAUGACUUUCAAUGCUACAAAACCGUCGACCAAACAGAUAUCGUUCCGACCCUGGCAGGGCUUCUUGGUUUCCCCAUCCCGUUAAACAAUUUGGGCGUGUUUAUUCCGGACCUUCUGGGUGUGUGGCAUUCAUAUUCUCAAAGAACCAAAGUUUUGCUCGCGAACGCCAAGCAAUUGCUGAGGAGGUUGGAACAUUCUUUCCCAGAUCACAAAAUCACAGUCGAUCAACUCCCGGGCAGAUGUACUACUGAGUUGCUAACCAGCAUGCACGAAGCCCAAUGUGCUUGGCUUCAAGUAAUGAGUCUUGUCGACAACUCCAUCAGUACUGGGGACCAAGACGAGCUUGAGCCUGCGCUCAAGCGAUUUUUAUCAUCAGCUCAAGAAGUAUUAACCAAUGCUGCUAGUGAUUACAACCUCCGACAACUUCUCCUAGGCAUUGGUGCUAUGGCUCUCGCCGUCUUGCUGCUUCUUCCGCAUGCUUAUAAGCAGCUGUCCAUAUCGAUGCAUUCUGGGGCAUUCUUUGCUGGUCUCAUUGUGUCUUACGGUGGUAUGAUGUUUGCAAGCAGCUAUGUUGAGGAAGAACAUCAAUUCUGGAAUUGGAUUUUUUCAGCGUGGAUAUUCCUUCUGCAUGUGAAAGUUGCUUCGCGGAGGUCUUGUGCUUCUUCCGAGCAACUUCCCAUCAGCAAUGGUUCAUUCUCAAGCUCGAUGGCCCAGUAUGCUACAUUGGGAUUGUUCGCAACUCACCGUAUUCUUAGGCGCUGGAACCAAACAGGUCAGAAAUUUGCGGCCGAGCCAGACAUUGCACACGGGUUUCUUCCCACUCACCUAUACAUUCUCUGGCUGUUGGUGAUUGUCACAUAUGUGGAUAUAUGUGUUCACCUCUCUAACGGUUAUCACUCAUCCAAGCCGUGGCGUCUAAUUUGCAUUGCUGUGACAGCAACAGCUUUCCUUUUCAAGCUUGGAUCUGUGGUCUCGGAUUUCCCUGAGCUCCUUGGGACCACUCACAUAGGAACCUUAAAACAGGCCUUUAACAAGGUCCCGCUUAUUCUCCUUUCACGAAUUGUCUUCGUAGGGUUGCUCCUCCUUAUCCUGGUCACAUUAUACAGCAGGAAGAUUACUUGUAAAAAGGGACCAGUUAAGUUAGGAAUGCACACCCGCGUUAUGCACGAAGCCCUCACUCUCUUAUUGAUCACACAGUCUCGGACCACGAAUAUUCCACUGUUCUUAAUUUUCAGGUUGCAAGCAGUUACAUUUGCUUCAAUGAACCUCUCUGGUAUUGAAUUGACGAUCACAUCCCUCCUGAUGCAAUAUAUGACUUUCUUCGCAUUCGGUGGUUCGAAUGCCAUUUCUUCCGUCGACCUUUCAAAUGCUUACAAUGGUAUUGACCAUUACAGUUUUUUCUUGGUGGGUCUGCUGACUUUUGUUGGCAAUUGGGCUGGGCCAAUAUGGUGGGCCUCGGCUGCUCGACGCCUGCGGUAUAGACAAACCUGGAAGGGGAGAGAGGUCCAUAUGACUACUCUCACUUUCCAUAUAGCAACAUCAUCGCUGUGUGUCAUGAUUGCUUGUGCGACAUUGAGGGCGCAUCUUUUCAUUUGGACAGUCUUCUCCCCUAAAUAUCUUUAUAUGAUGGCAUGGGCUGUCAUGGGCCAUCUCGGUGUCAAUUUACUUGGGGAAUUUUCAUAAUGUGCAUGAAAUAGGCGCGGGUUACGGAGAAUGCGGUACCACCGGGUGUCUCGCUGACGGAGACAGAUUGAAGACUUUUUGGUUGAUGAUUCUGGGAGGCAUGUCGACAGUGUGCACAUCCAGCUCACCUACAGCAAAGAGUCGAA